This is a messenger RNA of Phytophthora infestans T30-4, 477 nucleotides long. Its product is annotated as MtN3-like protein. The record is from RefSeq and is a predicted model, not a curated record. NCBI's taxonomy places the organism in Eukaryota, Oomycota, Peronosporomycetes, Peronosporales, Peronosporaceae. The transcript has 3 exons. The coding region runs from base 1 to 477 and encodes 158 amino acids. Gene Ontology annotation, cellular component: membrane. Gene Ontology annotation, biological process: carbohydrate transport. Gene Ontology annotation, molecular function: sugar transmembrane transporter activity.
AUGAUUGUCUUCCUCCGGUACACGGCAGAUCGCUGGAAAGCUGGGAAAGUGAUCGCCGUCUACGCAGGUGCUCUCGUCUUUACGAGUCUCAGUCGAAACCAGGUGAGCGAUAUUAUGGGAUAUCUUGCAAUGUGUGUGACCUUGACAGGAAUAUUCAUUCCAAUCCACAUGGUGAUAGCUGGAACGAUCAAUAACGCGAUGUGGACCACGUGCACACCCAUGUCUGGACUAUGGUUUCUCUUCAUGACAAACGUUUGCUGUGCCGCACUCGGUGUUGUCCAGCUGGUGAUUUAUUGGAUGUAUCACCCAAAGAAACACCCGCUUUGUUUCGGUGCCACCCUGGCAGAUCUGCUAGAGAAGGAGAGAAGUGAUGACUCUUCUGUCGCAGUUGACAGGCUUUCGAGCGUUCACUCAAACAGCAAAGUGGUUUCAGAGAGCCCGAUGUACCACAAUUUGUCAUCUCCGUUAGGCAGCUAA